This is a messenger RNA of Nelumbo nucifera (sacred lotus), 1668 nucleotides long. Its product is annotated as Sphingomyelin synthetase family protein. Gene Ontology annotation, cellular component: Golgi membrane; plasma membrane; endoplasmic reticulum membrane. NCBI's taxonomy places the organism in Eukaryota, Viridiplantae, Streptophyta, Magnoliopsida, Proteales, Nelumbonaceae. Gene Ontology annotation, biological process: ceramide biosynthetic process. Gene Ontology annotation, molecular function: sphingomyelin synthase activity; ceramide cholinephosphotransferase activity. The record is from RefSeq and is a predicted model, not a curated record.
GCAUGUUUUACUCGAUUUUGGUUGAUUUCCCUUAAUUGCACAGACUGAAGCCGAUCUCUCCCUUUAAUUGUACUGCAACUUACACACUAUUGGAGUCUGGAAUUAGUUAAGGGAGAUUAGCUCGUUGCAGCACAGCUGGGAGAGGGAGCUAGUCCCAGGAUGCUUCUACCAUGGGCGGCAGCAAUGGUGAAGAAAGGUGGCCUGGGCUUGGCCGCCAUCUCUUACGUUGGUGUGGACUACCUGAGACACUUGUCCCCAUCGUGGCACUCUCGCUUGCAGCCAACGCUCUGGGUUGUGCUCGCCUUGGCCGCUGUGACUCGUGUUCCUUUUUACAGGCACUGGUCUUCUGAGUUCCGCGCCGUUAUCCCUUUUAUUGCUUCCAUGGUCUUCAUGCUUGGUGCUCUUCUUGUGGAAGCCCUUUCUGUUCGGUCUGUCACUGCCGUUCUGGGUCUCGAUUGGCAUAGCAAAGCACCUCCUCUUCCUGACACAGGCCAGUGGCUGCUCUUAGCAUUGAAUGAGAAGCUUCCUCAUGCAGUGGUUGAGAUAUUGAGAGCCCAUAUUAUUGGGUUACACCAUUAUCUGAUGUUGUUUAUGAUGCUGGGUUUUUCCGUGUUGUUCGACUCUGUUAAAGCUCCUGGCCUUGGGCUAGGUGCAAGGUACAUGUUUACCAUGGCCAUUGGUCGUCUCCUUCGAGCCAUAUCAUUUGCCUCAACAAUUUUGCCAUCUGCCAGGCCUUGGUGUGCUUCAGCUCGAUUUAGGGUCCCAUCACAUCCUCAUUACUGGGCACAGAAAUAUUAUGUUCCAUAUGCUUCAAAUACCAAUGCCAUUCGCCAGUUAAUUCAACAGGACAUAGCCUACGCCACCGUUGAAGACUACAUUGGUGAUUACAGGCCAGAUUGGGGGUCGAUGAGUUUCCUAAUUGAUUUCUUGCGACCUACUGCUUCUGAUGGAUCCUGGUACAGUUUGCUAAAGAAGGCUGGUGGUGGAUGCAACGAUUUAUUAUACAGCGGCCACAUGCUUGUUGCAGUGCUUACUGCUAUGGCUUGGACAGAAGCCUAUGGAGGUUGGGCUUCAGCUCUGAUAUGGCUUCUGGUUAUGCAUAGUGCCCAGAGGGAGAUACGGGAAAGACAUCAUUACAGCGUGGACUGUGUUGUGGCCAUCUAUGUUGGCAUCCUUCUAUGGAAGAUGACAGGUUUUAUCUGGUCAGCCAAGGAUAGGUCCACAAGGAAUAGACUCGCCCAGCUUGAGAAGAUACAAAGCCGAUUAAUCCAGGCUGCAAAAGACUCAGACAUGGAUGAAGUGAGGGAGCUUCUCAAAGAGGUUGAUUUGGCUGGUCAAGAGUCACAAGCCUUUACUGACCAGGCAAUGUGGGUGUUUGCCUGUGUCACCAUUGCUUUUGCCCUUACUGUUGUAAUCCUGGCCUUCACAUGGACAAGCGAUGGUUGAUCAAUGACCAUCUGCAUCUGCCACGUCUAUGAAGAUUUAACAAUGUAGAUUUCACAUGGAUAAGCAAUGAUUGAUUUUUUGUAGAAUUAACCACGUAUCAUUGUAUGUUAAAACAGAUUUUUUUUUUUUUUUUUUUUCUCUUGGGGUUGUUCCAUUUUAAUGUAGUUUGCUUGGUACAAUCAUGAAUUCGUGGCUUGAAGAAAUGGGAGGGAUUUCUACUCU